This is a messenger RNA of Rhipicephalus sanguineus (brown dog tick), 3182 nucleotides long. Its product is annotated as cytochrome P450 4V2. Gene Ontology annotation, molecular function: iron ion binding; oxidoreductase activity, acting on paired donors, with incorporation or reduction of molecular oxygen; monooxygenase activity. The transcript is spliced from 12 exons. The coding region runs from base 386 to 2011 and encodes 541 amino acids. The record is from RefSeq and is a predicted model, not a curated record. Lineage: Eukaryota; Metazoa; Arthropoda; Arachnida; Ixodida; Ixodidae.
AUUCGAUGGUUGCACAUACGACGCGUCUCGCUCGGCGUCGCGGUAUCUUCGUAACAUCCAGCGGGGAAGGCACUUAGAACGUGUUCGCACUUUGCCUCUGCGCUUCUGUUGCUUACAUAUUGGAUCGUAGUUUUCUUUCGUAUCUCUCUGAUCGGUUUAUAUUGGAGUGUCGAAUAAGUCCAACGUUCGUGUAACGGUAAUCUGCGCUGUUAACGUGGAACGCGGAAAGUACUCACUAGACCCAGGAGGUUGCACCUGUGAGGGUGAGAUAAGGAGUCUUUGGAAGGAGGAAAAGCGACAACGUCCAGCGGCGAGGAGGUUCCAGGUAUUCGUACAGAUCACAAGCGUCGAGCCCUUCGCAAGCUGCGCACUGAGUUCUCCAGCGAUGGAUGUCCUGUGGCAGGCCGGUGAGAUGCGCGCUCGGACGGCACUGAACAUAGCGCUGGUGUUGUUGGCGUCCAUCUUGGUUCCGCUGGUGGCGUUUAGCUGGAAACACGUUGCCACACUCAUCCGCGCCUGGAAGAUGCUGAGGAAUGUUCCGGGACCACCGGACUGGAUACCCAUGGCCUAUGUGACGUCAGCCAAGAAUGCGAUCUCCAAAGCCUCCUCUACUCCCGAAGAAUUCAAACUUCUGGCCCUGCAGUUCGUCAUAGGCUACGCACGGAUCCUGCAGACAACUAAGAUCGCCUUAAGCAGACUCUACAUCGGGGUUUGGCCCAUCAUCUAUCUCAACACGGCUGAAGCAGUCGAGGUCGUGAUGAAAAGCAACACGAUCCUGGACAAAGCCCUGCUGUAUAACCUGUUCAAUUCAUGGCUUGGCACCGGACUGCUCACCAGCCCGAAGCGCAAGUGGCGUGCCCGGCGCAAACUGCUCACGCCGGCCUUCCACUUCAAGCUGCUGGACGACUUCGUGCCAGUCAUGGUGGAGCACUCCCGCGCAUUCGCCAACCGCCUGCGCACGCUGUCCACGCAACACCAGCAGGCUCCGCUCGACGUGGUGCCGCUGGUGUCGUGCUGCACACUGGACGUCAUCUGCGAGACGGCCAUGGGAGUUCCCGUGAACGCCCAGGAAGACGAGGGCUCUCCAUACGUGCGGGCCGUUAAAGUCGUAUCGGGAUGCUUUCUGGAGCGCUUCGUCAGCCCCUGGAAGUGGGUGGACGUCUUCUUCUUCAGCAACCCUACGGGGUGGAAUGUCAAACGAAACGUCGAUUACCUGCACAACUUCACUGAACGGAUCAUCCAGUCCCGCAAGAAGGAGUACUUGGAAAACCCGCCGGUGAUUGGUUCCUCCGAAGACGAAGCGGGUAGGCCUUACGGCGGCAAGCGGCUCGCCUUCCUCGAUAUCCUUCUCAUGAGUCACCUGAAGGAUCCGAGCUUCACCGUGGAAGGCAUCCGCGAGGAGGUGGACACCUUCAUGUUCGAGGGCCACGACACGACGGCGAUGGGCAUCUCGUUCACGCUGUACUUGCUGGGCUUGUACAAGCAAGCACAGGACAAUGUUUAUCGGGAACUGGAGACCAUCUUUGGAGAAGACGCCGAACGUGCGGCGACCGUGGAUGACCUGAAGGAGAUGCGCUACCUCGAGUGCGUCAUCAAGGAGAGCCACCGCUUAUACCCACCUGUUCCGCUGAUCGCAAGGAACACCGACGAAGACGCCGACAUCCUGGGCUACCGUAUUCCUCGCGGCUGCAUGUUGGUGCUUAUCCCGUACAUGAUGCACCGUGAUUCGCGAUUCUUCCCAGAGCCAGAAGAGUUUCGCCCGGAGCGCUUCCUGCCCGAGAACUGUGCCGGUCGGCACCCUUACGCUUACAUGCCAUUUUCGGCUGGACCGCGCAACUGCAUUGGGCAACGAUUCGCUCUACAAGAGGAGAAAGUGGUGAUAUCCACAAUACUACGUCACUUCCGUCUUCACAGCCCUGAUCACCGCGACACCAUACGGCUCACGUGGGGUCUGGUGUUGAGACCGGUGGAUGGUCUCAGGGUGCAGUUCCUUCCGAGGAAGUCGGGGUAACGGUUUGUUGGGAGGACAGCUCAACAUUUCCUACGUCGCACUGUGACGUCCACAUAGCCAAAGGAAAACGGCGAGAGAAAGGAAAACGGCGAGUGACGCGUUGCUGGGGUGAAGCAACAAGUGGCUUCUCUUCCGAAGAACACGUGUAUAACUGAACUCAAUUUUACACAUGUGCGAUGCGACAAGAAAACGUGUAAUCAGUGUAAUCAAUUCGUCGUCGGCAUGGUUGAGAUAUAUAGCGUACGAUAGUACAGUAGCGUAUACAUCCAGAAAAGCGCGCCUGAUGUGGAAUUAUUCAUGCGGCAUUAAGGUGUAUUUAUGGCUUCUGUGGCGACAAAAUGCGCGCGAACUCAAGGCAUCGAACACGUUUGCUGUAUCAUCUUGUAUGUAUGUAUGUAUGUAUACACGCAAUGCUCGGGCGAUCUAUUGUCGUUGAUCCUAGUGCGAUCAGAUCACGAUGCACGUGAGCACACAGUGCCUCUAUGAAAGCUAUAUGCACGUUAAACCUUUCCCUCGUGCAAGUGUAAUAAAAAUAGAGUGGUAAUGCCUCGUUUGCGAUUACCGCGUGCACAUGUGCGCGCCUUGUAUAAGCAAAGCGUCAUGCGUGCGCACACAGGAUCUAGGAAUGUGUGUGACCUUACAGGGCUGACGAGAGAAGGUGACGUCCUUCAAUAUCAUUUUAAUCGCACUCGCAUAUUUUGUAGCUGUCCUGUCAGCUUCUUCAGUGUAGCUCAAGUUUGGUCAGGUUAUGUCAGUUAUUUCUGAAGUCUUUUCACGCUGUUAAGGCUGGAAACAUGCGCUUGUCUAAAACAUCGAACGUUGGAGCUAAUGCUGCAGGCGGGAGCACGUUGGUUGUGUUGUAUGUUGUUCUGUAUAAUUUAUGGGAUAGGUAGGCAUGGAUUAGUCCCGAUUUUCUAAUGUUUCCCGCCGUUGGAGAUGGAGGCGUUUUGAAGCGAUGUGGACUUCGAAAUGUCUACCAUUCCUUAAAGUGUCUUUUCUUUUGCGUAUGCAAAGAAAAGUACUUAGUAAGCUGGGUUCUUGCGCUGCUGAAGUCGAGGUUGCGGGUUCGAUUCCCGACCACAGCGGCUGCAUUUCGAUGGAGACGAUUGUAAAAAAAAAACCCGUGAGCGUAGAUCAAUUUGACCACGUAUGGAUAAGGAUCCAUACGUGG